Messenger RNA from Sebastes umbrosus (honeycomb rockfish), 2833 nucleotides. It is a transcript of the gene bag4, whose product is annotated as BCL2 associated athanogene 4. The transcript has 5 exons. Gene Ontology annotation, biological process: protein stabilization. The record is from RefSeq and is a predicted model, not a curated record. Gene Ontology annotation, cellular component: cytosol; nucleus; cytoplasm. Lineage: Eukaryota; Metazoa; Chordata; Actinopteri; Perciformes; Sebastidae. The coding region runs from base 294 to 1451 and encodes 385 amino acids. Gene Ontology annotation, molecular function: protein-folding chaperone binding; adenyl-nucleotide exchange factor activity.
CGGGGGGUACCACACAUACGCAGUUAAACAUGACCAGCACUGCGCAUGCGUUAUACCCCCACAUCCCAACACCAGUGACCCAUCCUCCUUCUAUAAGCCUUGCGUUGCCAUUCUAUCCUUUCCUGAUUCAAACCAGGCGAUCAUCUACUUCUCUAGAUUAAAACACGGCAGCAUCGUUUGUUAACAGUCUGGACUAACAGAUAAGUAACGUUAGUCUUGUUAUAUAGUUGUUUAUAAUGGCAGAUAACAGGACAUGUGCUGUGGAGCGUGUUUAGCUGAAGAAACAUCAUCAAAUGCAGCCAAACCUGAAGCCCGGCUGGCCCUCUAACUCUGAGACUGCUAACGGGAACUGGAACAACACCAUGGACGCUCCUCAGUAUCCAGGCUACCCCUCACACUACUGGUAUCCCCAAUCUCAUUCCACAGGACACUAUGCAAAUACCUAUCCCUCUGGAUCAGAAGUUCAGCCUCAGUACAAUCAACAGGUAAUGCCUGGAGGUUAUCCAAAUGGCCAUGGUGUCUACAGCCCAGCGCAGAGUCAGUAUUCAACAAGUGGUUUCCACCCCUCCAACCCUUUCUACUGUGCCGACACUCAGAGACCAGCUCAAGGUCCUUAUCCUAACCAGGUCUGUGCAGCGGAGCAGAGCAGCGGGCCGUCUGGACAGCCACACGCUCAACACCAACAUCAUCACUAUUCUGGUCCACACUGUCAAGGGGCUCCUGGAUAUCCUCCUGGGGCGUACCCACACUACAGUGAAGGUGGUCAUGCAAUACCUUCGAACCCCCCAUACCCCACUGGCCAGGCUCUCCACCAAAACCCCCAGGCCGAUGGGUGGGCGCACUCUGGUGCGUACGCCCCCCCACAGCAGCAAUGGCAGCCAGGCCAGCAGCCUCAGCAAGGCCACUACGGAAAUCCUGUCCGUCCACCGCAUCCUCCAGCGUGGCCGGGGACCGGAACUGGCGCUCCACCACCUUACCAACCCAAGGACCAACAGCACCAACGCGCCCCUCAAGUGGGACCUAAACCCAGGCCGGCCCCAUCCCUGAAUCCCCCCAAUGGAAAGCCCGCCGAAAUAAGCUCGCCGCCCCAAAUGUACAACAAAACCGGGAGAGGUGAGCCUAACCCUUCGCAAGGUGACCCCCCGCCGUCGGCCGCGGCCCAGGCUCCGGCUCCGGGCCACGCUGGACCUCACCCCCUAAGCGAUAACCCCGGCCUAGCCAAGGUCCAAUACGUCAUGGCCAGAAUGAUGCUGCUUCAGGAAGACGUCGACGAGUUUGUCGGCAAAAAGUCAGACAAGAGUUAUCGCUGUCUGGAGGAACUGCUGACCAAAGAGCUGCUGGAGCUGGACUCCGUGGAGACUCAGGGACAGGAGAUCGUCCGGCAAGCCCGGAAGGAGGCCGUACAGAGGGUCCAGGCCAUUCUGGAUCGGCUGGAGAAGAAAGCCUUCUGAACUGGACUUACUUACUGGUUUGUGGGUCACCAAGUCUUGCUGUUUUUCUUCUUCCAGAUCUUCCAUGGACACAAUGAGGGUCUAUUCUUCUCUCUCUCUCUCUCUCUCUCUCUCUCUCUGAGCUGUGUUAUCUUAAGGUUUUUUUCCACCACCAUGAUAUAAUAACAUGCCUGAAAUAAGUGGCAUGGACCCGCGACCAAGACAGAGCAAUUACUGGUACAUGGAAUCAACCUUUAACGCCUAAUUAUGCUGGUAUAAGUGAUGGUGUUAGAAGUGUAGACUGACGGUUGUACAUAUCAUAAGUGACUUUCAGCCUCAGUGAGCGACCGUGCUGGCUACACAACCUGACACUCUCGCUCAGCUUCCUCUUUGACGUCAUUUAAACUUUGCCAGCAUAAUGCAGGGCAGAGUCGCAGGAAGCUGGAUUUAUUCAGAGCCACGUUGCAACUGUUCUCUGACCUGUGAUACAUAUCCAGUUUAUGGUCAGGCUGUCCCUCAGGAUUGUGGGUCGGUUUUAGCCUGAUCCUACAUCUAACAACACAUGCACUUCAUCAGCCGUCUAUUAUUACAUCUUACAGUCUGUUUGCAUGAUAUUGUCCUCACCCCCUCCCUCCCGAUAGAGGCCAUACACUUAGUUGCCCAUUACUUCUCCAAGUCUCUGCAGGAAUAGGUGCAAAGCUUUCCUUUUCAGUUGUGUUCCCUGCAUGCACUGUAAUGUCAGACAAACACUCGAUGCAGUCACGACAUCUCAAAGCUCAUAAUUGGGCCUAGAGCGUAGCAGAUUUAGUGAAAACCCCCUAAAGAUUGCUGUCCCCAUUAUUCCAUCUCUUGGAUGAAAAUUCUUCCUGGGUGCAGACCUAGACCUAGAAUCAGACCUACAUAUGAAUGCCAUGUAUUUCAAUAUAGGAACUACUGUUAUUACAGAUACAUAGGACAUAAGGAAAAGUUUAAGAAUUACUUGAAAAGAUGCUAAGUUAUAUUCUUUUUAUCCCUUUUUGAACACUUGGAAUAUAUACAUGACUAAGCAAGGGAAUUGUAUUGUGUUCAAUCAGUUGCUGUAAAGGAUAAAGGAAAGGAUGUACUUUAACAUUUUCAGUAAUGUUUUGUGCUUAAGGACAAUGUUGGUCACAGCACUUGGAUCAAGUGUUUAAUUUGGACCUUGUUUCUGUUUUUCUGUCGCACUUAAUAUCCUUGUUAUACAAAUCCAGAUUUGCAUUGUAAUCCAUUUUCUCGUUAAGAGUCUUUUGUUUGUUUUUUUCAAUCAUUAUUGAUGUGUUGAUUUAGAGAAAAAAAAGAGUGCCAUAUUUCAGGGGAUGGUUUUAUAUAAUUAGAAAAAAAAAAUAAUAAAAAUAAGAUCACAAGCUUUGCAUGAAAAAACCCGU